Symbiodinium sp. CCMP2456 is the source of this 516-nucleotide messenger RNA. Lineage: Eukaryota; Dinophyceae; Suessiales; Symbiodiniaceae. The record is from the annotation of a GenBank genome assembly.
AUGUGGCCCCCAUGGCGUGGCUGGCGCCUCCUUUGGAUAUUUGGACUGGCCGCUGGUGACGGCGGCUGGCGGCAUGCCUGGAAACAGGAAGGCCGGUAUUUGCCCGUGGACCCGGCGAAUGUGCACCCUUCGAAGAGAAUGAAGCACAGGAGCAGCCGGACUGCUGGAGGCGGCACGAUCGGCCUACCACUUGAGAUGGGCUGGGGUGCAUCCUGGUUAUUUGCAGACGAGGCGAACGUCGAGUACAGAGCCUACUCGUCUGGGAAGUUUUGCGCCAAUGGUGGCAAAGUGCCCUUCAUCGUGGAGGGACUCUUCGAACCUGAAGAGUGCGUCAUGAGAUGCACCGCUGCCCACAACUGUGCCUUCGCCACGUUGUACAGCAACGGCUGGUGCCAGUUGGGAUCCAAAUGUGCGGCGGAAGCGGAAGCAGGGGAUGCUUCCUCUGUGACCUACGCCAAGGUCCAUGUGAAGUCCGCAUGCGUCGACGGCACAUGUGCAGCAGGCAUCAAGCCCUAG